GGAAUUAAUCUUUUUCACAGUCAAGUUUUUUUAUACAUAAGUUAAUCAAGCUUUUAACAUUCGCACGUCUCAAGCUCCUUACACCGACAAAACCCAAACAUUAUAAACGGGGAAGAUUUUUUUUAAGCUGGGAAGACUCAAGCUUUUUACGCGGGCAAGAAUCAGGCUUCCUCGUCUCUCCGGAGGCGACGAGAUGCAGAAUUCUCGGCGCGCACCUCCCCCUUCCUCGUCCCCGUCGCUCAAGCCGGGGCCUUUUACACACUCUUACUGCACAAACUUUGGCCCAAACUUUCUUUUCCCCGCAUGAAGUGAUGUCAGUCACGCCAGAACUGGGAAGUCACAAGGAUAUCAAGGGUCAACACGCAUGCGCGGACAACGUUACGAUCAUAAAACCGUCGCGACUCUGCCUGUUGAUUCAGUAUCUCCUGAUGUUCCGCGUGGGUCUCUAGCGCGCCGCCGCCCCUCAGUUCCCAAGACCUCACACUCCUUCGCUCCCCUCAUUCCCUAGCGAGUGUGGCCGUUUUAACACGUCUUCCCCCUCCCCUCCCCUCACUUACUAACAAAAACAUAAUGUGUGGAUGCUAAAGAUACCUAGCUCGUCUUUGUUUAGUCUAGACGAAAACUUUUAUGGUUUAGUUAAGUCGCCCCUGCUGUGUGUGGCGGGCCAGUGGUUCGCGAUGGUCCGGUGUGGUGGACACGUGGUGGUGUGGUUCGCCCCGGUGGUGCUUCUCCUCCAGCAGGUGACGUGUGAGAAAGGGCCAGCGUUUCCGUCCUUUGGCUCUGAGGACCAACACGAGAUUCAGGCAGCCGUGGGGCGCGAGGCUGUGUUCAGAUGCACGGUCAUGAACAUCGGGGCAUACCAGACGGCGUGGCUGGACAUGAAGAAGGGUAUCGUGUUUGCCAUGGGGGACGAUCUUUUCACGGAGAACCCCCGCAUCGCAGUGCACCACUCGCUCACGCUGGCGGGCGACGAGGCGUGGAUCCUCACCAUCAAGGACGUGACGGAGGCGGACGCGGGGAAGUACAUGUGCUCCCUCAACACGCCCGUCAGCCUCAGGAAGUACUACAGGCUCACGGUGGUCGUGCCGCCCAAGAUCCUGGAUGCCAACACGAGCCGCGACACGGAGGUGCGGGAGGGCGGCGCGGCGAGGCUGGUGUGCAGUGCCAGUGGCCAGCCUCAACCCACCUACAAAUGGCGCAGGGAGGACUCCAAGGUCAUCGGCAUCUCCGGCGGCCACGACGUGCUGGUGGAGGGAAGUGAGCUGGUGUUUGAAUCUGUGAGGAGACGCCACGCCGGGGCCUACUUGUGCAUCGCCUCCAACCAGGUGCCGCCCUCCGUCAGCAAGCGGAUCACCCUCAACGUGCGCUUCAAACCAGAAGUCACGGCGGAGAGUCGUGAGGCGUCGGCGUUGUUGGGCUUCAGCGUGAACCUAUCGUGUGUCGUGGACGGCUACCCGGAGCCUCAAGUCCAGUGGCUCAAGAGGAACAACGAAGCCUUCGUCUCUCACCUUCCCGACAAAGGCCUCAAGGUCCAGAAGUACACGCAAGAGGUCCGCCACGUCAACUCGUCUCGACUGAUCAUGAUGCUCUCCAUCACAAACGUAGCUGCAGACGAUUUCGUGGAGUACCACUGCUCCGCUAACAACUCCGAGGGCACUGCAAAGGCGCCCGUCAUUCUUUACGAGAAAACCACCACUACCACCACCACCACUACCACCACUACCACUACCACCACCACCACCACUACCACCACCACUCCCUCCACCACAACCAGCAGCAGCAUGAACGCCAUUGACAGCGUGGAGGACAAUCUAGUCUGGCACAAGAGCAGAGACGGCAGGCGGGAAGGGUCUGGCCUCGCCUCGCGCCACACCUCUAGCUCCAUGUUGGCGUCCCUCAAGGAUACAGCAAGGAACGGGACAGCAGCAGGCGUAGUAGGAGACGACCUGCUGGACCGGCACACGCAGCAGAGGAAGCAGCAGCAGCAGGGCGCCGAUGAGCAGUGGAACAAACAGUACGAGAGGAAAAUGUAUCCGUACGCCGGUAACUCUGCGGGCAUUAGCGGAGGACAGAGUUUUCCUUCCCUCCUUCCUUGCAUUUUCCUCCUCCUCCUCCUCCACUUUCUGUUUUCUCCACUUUAUUCCUCGCCACCUUACCCCUCCUUCUCCUCCAACUCCACUUCUUCCUCGUCUUCCUCCUCCAAAUCCUCUUUACUACGCUCCCACUCCUUUCCUCCCUCUUCAUCAUCUCCUUCAUACACCUCAUCCUUUUUCCUUCUAUCCUCUUCGGGUUCCUAUUCUUCCUCUUCCUUCUUCUAUUCCUCCUCUUCCUCGAGUUCGUCCUCGUUAUCCCCCCGCUCGUCUCCCAUCUUCGACGCAAGUAAAGAAGAGCAAAAGUUCCGGAGGUGAAGCAAAAUUGAAGGAAAACAUUAUAGUGGAAACUAACAGAGAAGAAAAUUAUAGAGAUUCAUUAAGGGUGAAAAAUGCUUGGUGAAAAUGUUUGAAGUGAAAUUAGUGGGGCGUGGAAUUUCCCGGAGAAGAAUUUGUUGAAAAAGUUUUGUGACAGUGAUCAGAAAUAAAAGAUGGAAGAAUUGGAAAUAUUAUUCAAGGGAAGAAUAAGAAAAAGGUUCAUAAUAGAAGAAAAAACUACGCCACAUAUUUAUCAUAAUGGUUUGUACAUAUUAUAGCAAGUGAGAAAUCGUGAAUAUACAAUGUGAAAUAUAACAGAAAGAAAAAAAAAGUGAAGAAAAUACGUCCAGUGCGAAGUAGGUGUGGGUCUCUUAGCUCUCAGUCAGUCAGUCAGUCAGAGAGACAGUCAGUCAGUGAAUUUAUGAAUGAGUGGAUCAGAUAGUCUGGCGUGUUCUCUCUCUCUCUCUCUCUCUCUCUCUCUCUCUCUCGCUCGCUCGCUUUCGUUCUCUCACUCUCUGCCUAAGUUUGCCUCCAUGAUUUUCAAGUCCAGGGAAAUGUGACUUUUUUUUUUUUCCCCUGCCACUUUUAUUUCCCGCACUCUUUUACGUCAGCUGUACGCGGCUGCUCCACGGAUGGAAAUGAAGCCACUUUUUUUGGCUGCCUCCUUUCAGUCCGCGCUGCCGCUCUUCAAGAAUUCACUGUUUUAUUAUUCAGGGAAAUAGUAAAAGAAAGGAAAGAAUAAAAAGAAGACAAGACAACUCCGGAUUAAAUCAUGGAAAGAAAUAGUGUUUCAAGAGUACGUUAGUGAUGGAAAACAAAACGCGGCGCCCACAGUGAACGUUAUCAACUGGCAGUGAACGAGCGUUUUCAUAAUACCCACCCCACAAAACUGUUCAAAAUUGCUCAAGAUCAAGGUAAUUCAACGUUUACUUCUUCUUUCGUCUUCUUCUCCCGGCUCAUAACACCUGCCCGCACCAUCCUCCCUCCUGCGUCGAUGUUGGUGCUCGGAGUGAGAGACAUUGUGCGGGGCAGGGCAGGGUAAGGAAAGGCACAUGUCCACCCCUCGCCCAUCACUUCCUCCUCCGCUCCACUCUCCCACCUCAUCGCACCUGCCCCUUCCACGUUAAUUAAUGUCAUAUAGCUGGUGCUCGGAGCAGGAAAGGCGGGACAGGGCAAGGCAGAGUAUGACAAGGAGGAGCAGGGCAAGGCAGGGUAAAACAUAUGUCCGCUGUCUGCCCAUCUUCGCUUCCCACCUCAUCCCGCUAGUCACACACCUCCGACCGUGUUUUUCCCAGUGCUCGGAGCGGGAGAGGCAGGACAAAGGAGGGCAAGGCAAGGCACAUAUCCACGGUGUGUCUACUGUGUCUGUUUGCUUCCCGCUCUCCCACCUCAUCGCUCCUGAUUUUUCCAUCCCAAUGCGUUGAUGAGGGUGCUGCUGGGGCGGAAGAAGCAAGGCAGAGCUGGACACGACACGACACGACACGACAGGACAGGGCAGAGCAUAGCAAAGUGGAACGAAAAAAUGUACUUCUAAUGCUUCCCCCUAAUGUCUGUCGUCUGCCCUGUCGUGGACUGCGUUGCUGUGUUUCGAAAAGUACAGCUCAAGUGUCUACUAGCUUGUACGACCAAACUACCAGAUACGUCACUACGUUCUUCCCGUUAAGAAAAGGGCGUCUGGAACAACACUAAUUACAAUGAGGUGAGAUGCUGCUAGGACAGGUAUAAGGACCUUUAAGUGUGCUUCGGCGUUAAAGUGGCAUCUCUUGGUCAGGUUCGUGUUCUCCCUAUACGUCCAGUGGUGUACUUACGUAGGCCUAAGGUGCAGAAAGGACAACAGAAAGGUGAUGAUGGUGAUGAUGGUGACAAACGGUGCUCAAGAGGUGCUUAAGUUCAUGCCUCACAAGGACACUGUAGGAGUACUUUGCCAUGCUCAAGAGUGCUAAAAACUAUAGGUGUAGAAAGAAGGUGUGUUCCACGUGAUAGCCGAUGUCCAGUGUGCUAAGAAAGUGUAGGAAUAGAAGAAAGUGCUGUGCUACAAGAGUUACCAGGGCUCAGAAAUACUUCCAGGGACCGUGGCUGGCGCGGGUCUGGCUGCGGCGAGCUGGUGAACAUCGGUGACUAAUAUAUGACAGUUUUACGUGCCUGGCGAGAACAUAAAUUUCAGUGGGGAGGAGUAAUUAUAGUGGACCGAUUGAACACGCGGGAUAUUUAUGUGUGGGACAGAGUUUGUGUGUGUGUGUGUGUGUGUGUGUGUGUGUGUGUGAGAGAGAG
Molecule: messenger RNA, 4679 nt
Organism: Eriocheir sinensis (Chinese mitten crab)
Lineage: Eukaryota; Metazoa; Arthropoda; Malacostraca; Decapoda; Varunidae
Product: neural cell adhesion molecule 1-A-like
Exons: 11
Coding region: 579-2408 (609 amino acids)
Cellular component (GO): neuron projection
Source: RefSeq, a predicted model, not a curated record